CGUCCUAAAAUGCUAGAAUUAAAAAAAAAAGUGUCACAAAUAAUUUAAAGUUGUAAAAUAGAAUAGUAAUCCAUCAACAUAAAGUCACCACUAAAAGCAUGUUUAUCAAGAAUCAAUGAUGGCCUUCUGCUAAGUCAGUCAAUCACAAUAAACCAAACUCCAACCUGCCAAUUCCCUUAAAAUUAGUUUUCCACACUGCCCGCGUUUUUCUCCCACUCCCUCCCAAAAGCUCAAUUCUUCACCAUUGGCGGCUCUUAACCCAACCACUUUCCUUUUCUUACCCUGCCAUUUGUAUUAAAUCAAUAACUUCUGCUUCCAAAAAUCUUCAGUUCACAGAACCCAACACAACAUUUUCAACAAUCUCCGUGCACCAAUUUUUUGCCGCGCCCUUUGUUUGUUUGUGACAAAGAAAUUUAUAAAAGAAAAGGAUGUUCUUGAACUUGGUUUCCCAGACUUUACUCUUUGACAGAGACACAAACCUAAAUCCUUAGCUAUGAAAAAUAUCAAAACUACUACUACUACUGCAAAUUUUGUUGCAGAAGUACACCAAUGGAGGCCUUUAAGAUUGGCAUAAAGCUGAAGCUCUCUCAGCUUCUUCUGUAUCUGUUAGUGAUUGUUCUUAUAGCUCAUAGCUCUGUGACCAUAUUCAGUAUACACAUCCCUUUUCCGGUUCCCGCCAGAUUCUCCCGGGAAAAUGCUGCCGGGAACUCAAGAACGUUGGUGUUUUCGUCUUCAUCCGGAAAAGUUUCAUCUUUUGUGAUGCAUGCUGUAAAAGAAGAAGGCCCAGCUGCAGAAAAGAAGACCCUUUUGUAUAAAGAUCGAAACUUGGGAAGUUUUAGGAACAGUUCAUCUGUUUCUUUUCACAUUAAGAAAAGGCAUUCUAGAAGGGCUUUGAGCAAAAUUUUGGGGUAUGAGGGAGAAAUGAAGCUGUUCUCCAAAAGAGUGAAGGAAUUUUUUCAUCCUGCUUCGGCUAAUUCUUCUUGUAAGUUUCGCUUCUUUAUGACUUGGAUAUCUUCAUCAAAACUUUUUGGUAAGAGAGAGAUUUCCUCCAUGGAAAGUUUGUUUAAAUCUCAUCCAGAUGGUUGCUUGAUUAUAGUCUCCAAUUCAAUGGAUUCAAUUGGUGGGAUGGAAAUUUUAAGACCUUUUUUGGACAAGGGAUUCAGGGUAUCUGUGAUUUCCCCUGAUUUCAAUUAUUUGUUCAAGAAUACAGUAGCACAAGCUUGGCUUGAUAAACUAACAAAGGGAAAUUUGGAUCCCGGAGAGAUUUCCUUGGGCCAAAACCUCUCCAAUUUGCUUAGGCUUGGUUUGCUUUACAAAUUUGGUGGGAUUUAUAUAGAUACUGAUGUUUUAGUGUUGAAGAGAUUCCACCGUUUCAGGAAUGCCAUUGGAGCUCAGACAAUCAACCUUGAGACAGGAAACUGGAGCAGGUUGAACAAUGCUGUUAUGGUUUUUGAUAAAGGGCAUCCUUUGCUUUACAAAUUCAUCGAGGAAUUUGCACUUACUUUUGAUGGUAAUAAAUGGGGGCAUAAUGGCCCAUAUUUGGUUUCAAGAGUUGUUUCCAGGAUAAGUGAAAGGCCUGGAUACAAUUUCACAAUUUUGCCUCCCAAGGCAUUCUAUCCAGUUGACUGGAGUAGGAUUGGCAACCUCUUCAGAGCACCAGUGAAUGAGUCUCAGUCAAAAUGGAUGUUUCAUAAGCUUCAGCAUAUCCAAACUCAAAGUUUUGCCGUGCAUCUUUGGAAUAAAGAGAGUAGAAAGCUCAAGAUUCAGAAAGGAAGCAUUAUCCAACACAUAAUGGCAAAUUGUUGCAUUUUUUGUAACAAUCAUACUUCAGUUCUUGGUAUCAUUACUCACUAGGCGGAAGAAAUAUGAUGAAUGUCGAUGAUGCGGUAAAGCUGAGCAAAGAAGAUGCAAAAUGUGAUAUAUUCGGCCUUUUUCUUCACCUGGCAAUAAUUGU
Molecule: messenger RNA, 1954 nt
Organism: Oldenlandia corymbosa var. corymbosa
Lineage: Eukaryota; Viridiplantae; Streptophyta; Magnoliopsida; Gentianales; Rubiaceae
Source: the annotation of a GenBank genome assembly